Messenger RNA from Staurois parvus, 138 nucleotides. The record is from the annotation of a GenBank genome assembly. NCBI's taxonomy places the organism in Eukaryota, Metazoa, Chordata, Amphibia, Anura, Ranidae.
AUGGAGACACGGAGCAAGAGCUGCCUGAUAACCCUGAAAGAUUUAGCACCAACCCCUGUGUGCUGGGAGCGGAUGGGUUCACUGCAGGCAAACAUUACUGGGAAGCAGAAGUGCUGGAUGGAGGUGGUUGGGACAUAG